AUGGACCAAAUGAAGGCCAUGAUGGCGAAGCUCAAGCGCCAGCGCGAGGAAGAGAAGAUGACCGCGCUGAAGGUCAGCGGCGAGCCAGCGGCCAAGAAGAAGUACAUGCGCCGAGGCGAGAUCGAAGCGGCCCUUGAAGAGGAAGAGCGCCGGGCCCGCGAAGCCGUCGAGGCUGAGGCUGCCAAGAAGCGCGAGGCCGAAGAACGCGCUGCGGCGCAGGCUGCCGUGCAAGCAUCGACGACCGAGGCAAAGUCCGCCCCAGUGCAGGAGCGCGCUACCGAGACGAGCGCGGAGGACGGGCAGCUCCAUUUCACGCUGGCCGAGACGAAGAAGCGCCUGCGCCAGCUGGGCCAUCCGAUCACGCUCUUUGGCGAGACCGACGAGGCGCGCGCUCGGCGCUUGGAGGCGCUCAUCCACUCGAACGAAGGCGGCGAAAUGGACCUCAACCAGGCAGGCUACAUUGACGCGCAGGAGGCCGAAGAAGACAAGGAGGACGACGAGUACGACCACGACGGCGACGCGGCCAAGGACCACGCGAGCGAGUCCGACGAGCGCAAGAUCUACCGCUUCUUCAAAGAGAUGCUCGGUCGCUGGGAAGAAGCGCUGGCCGCGCGGCCCGAGAGCGUCAAGCGGUCGGCGCAAGGCAAGAUCGCGACGCGCACGAUGAAGCAGUGCAAGGACUACAUCCGGCCGCUCUUUCGGCUCUGCAAGAGCAACACGGUGCCCGACGACAUCCUCAAGAACCUCGUCGAUAUCGUCGGCUUUUGCAAGGCCGGCGAGUUUGUCUCGGCCAACGACUCGUACAUCAAGCUCGCCAUCGGCAACGCGGCGUGGCCCAUCGGUGUCACCAUGGUGGGCAUCCACGAGCGCACGGGCCGCGAGAAGAUCAACUCGAACAAGCAAGCGCAUGUCAUGAACAACGAGCUCCAGCGCAAGUACCUCACGUCCGUCAAGCGCCUCAUCACGUUCGCGCAGUCGAUCGCAGACGUCCUGCCGUCCAAAAAAAAGCGGUUCGGGCCCGCGUUCUGCACCGGGAAGGAGGAGGAGCCGAGCCCGUUUGCCUACACCCUCCGCAGCAGCUUUGAGCGCCAACGCCAUUCCAAUGGGACGUUUAGCCACGCGGCGCGCGACGCGCCGAGCCCCAAGCCAGCGUUCGAGUCCGAGUACAUGCCGGCGCUGCCUGGCGUCGUGACGACCUCCCAGCUCAAGGCGAUCGAGGCCGAGCGCCACGCGAUGCACAACAAGUUCAAGACGCGGCAGCCGCGGACCAAGCGCGUGGACGUCCGCGUCGGCGCCGGCCCGGGCUCGUACAACGUGGAGCGCGACACCAACCCGACGCGCGUCUCGGCGCCGUGCAGCUUUUCCAAGGAGAAGCGACUGGACGUGCUCGGCUUUGCCACGCAGCGCGGCUGGGUGAGCGCAAGCCCGGGGCCAAAGUACUUGCCGACGAACGAGUCGCUGGCGUCGUCGGUCCAUGACCAAAAGCACGACCGCCGCGCGCUGCUCUCUAAAGCGCGGGCGAGGAACGAUGCGCUCUUGAAGGAAGCGUCGGCGUCGCUCCAGCCCUCGUACAAGGAGUUCGAGCGCUCGUUCGAGCGCCUCCACCAUGCGCUCUCGGCGUCGGCGAUCAAUUCGCCUCAUCGCGGCCGCGUGCCCAGCCCCGUGGACAUCAAGCAGUCGGGCCCGGGCUCCUACGACACGACUGCCUUUUCCGCCAAGCGCAGCAACAAGCGGGGCACCUUUGGAACGGCCAAGAACCCCGACCUCCUCUCGUCGCUCAUUGCGGCCGGCCAUGCGGCAUCGACACCGACGGGGCCGGGCGACUACACCCCGCAGGCGCUCGACUCGUUCCAGUCGAGAACGUUCAACGCACGGGGCGGCUACGUGCCGCAGCGGACCGACGUCCAGACCAACCUCGACACGCUGGCGAUGAAGGUGCCGCCCAACACGAGCCUUCUCCUCAGCUGCGUCCCCUCCAAAAACGGCCACGCGCCGGCGAAAGCGCUCUGGAAAGCGAUGAUGACGUCGCCCGACCCGCGCGUCCUCGGCUACGACACGUAG
Molecule: messenger RNA, 2061 nt
Organism: Saprolegnia parasitica CBS 223.65
Lineage: Eukaryota; Oomycota; Saprolegniomycetes; Saprolegniales; Saprolegniaceae
Exons: 8
Coding region: 1-2061 (686 amino acids)
Biological process (GO): RNA splicing; generation of catalytic spliceosome for second transesterification step
Cellular component (GO): U4/U6 x U5 tri-snRNP complex; U5 snRNP; U2-type post-spliceosomal complex
Source: RefSeq, a predicted model, not a curated record